AUGGACGCUUUUCUUAUUCGGAGAGCACCCCAAUUGAAAGAUGAACGUGCUCAUGCGACGGAUGAGCCGCCUUCUAAGAGAGCUAAGAGGGAUGAGGGUCGCGUGGGCGCUGAGGAAUCAGAUGAAGACCUUCGGCCUAGGAGUCCACCGUUGAAACGCUUGCCAGUGGUGCGGAGAGCAGAUACUCUGGUUUCAGAGCUUGGUGAUGAUGAUACCCCGCAGAAUUCGGAGGCAGAGGUAGAUGCAGAAGCUGACGUACCGAGGCGGACUGCCAUUGAGGAUUCACUGCCCGAAACCAAGUCUGGAAAAGAAGCCUUGGAGGAAUAUGAAAGAUUCAGAGCGUCACAAGACGAUGGAAGCUCUGCAUCUGCUGCGUCGAGACUAGAUUCGAGGAAGUGGGUGAGAGGUAAGACGUCACUCUAUGUGGAUGCUUUUAACCUCGCUCUUGGCACCGUUCUCGACGAGGAAUCUCAUUUAUUCGAUGACAAGGAAAUGUAUAUUUUUGGUCAAUGGAAUAAGUUAAGCUAUGACGCCCAAUUCCUAUACGUGCGGCUAUUCCUCAGGAAGACUGCAUCGUGGCAUCGUAUCGCUCGUCUACGUUAUCACGAUGAUAUUUCAGAUACUGAGGCAGCUGUUGGUGAAUUACAGGAGAACCGGGACUUACCAGCCAGUUCUUCCGGUCCUAGUCCUACCUUUAUAUCUACGGAUCCGGAGUCUGAUUCUUUGGCUCAAGAUCAAAUUUUGCUUAGUGACAAUUUCACUUUUGCAGAUACAUCAGAACAGUAUAUUACCAGUGUCGAAGAAGCUGUGGAACUCCUAAGCUUAGACGAGGUCAAAGCCUUGGCUAAAGAGGCCAAGGUGCAAGGCAAGAAUAAGGCCGAGCUUGCAAGAUCUAUUUGCAGAAUGAGUAAUCAACAAGCAGGCCUCUUUUCUUUAGGCCUUCGCCGAUCUAGCACUAUUGUUUCCGUCGACUCGCCAGGUCGUGAUACACCAGAGGUGGACUCACCAGCCGCAGAUCCUAGUAAAGAUUCCAAUAGGAGAAAGCAUUUCUUGGAUAAAAUCUUAGCUACAGCUGGACCUUGUAUAAGGCUUUCCUUACCCGUUUUCAAAUUAUUCGAGAGGGUUCACCUAGUCUUUUAUAGGUCUACCGAAUGGACAGAGAAGUCUCUGAUUACGAUUAUUCUUGCAAAAAUAUCAAAACGUAAUUUCCCCAAAUACGUCGUUAGCAGGUCUGCAAAUAUUUUUAACUCGAGGACUCAAUUGUUGGAAUUCGAGACAGCUAUGAGGAAUGAAUACGCCGUUGACAGUAUUUUGGAGUUUAACGGACCCGUCACAGAGGUGGCCUUUCGAAAGGUGAUAGAUGUUUUUGAGAAGAUAUACCCAAGAUGGAAGACUCUUCUUCAUGAGGAGCAGGAGAAAGAGGAGAGAGCCUAUGAAUCUGGAGAAGGCGCUUACUUGAGACGGCUAAAUCCUGCUCACCCAUACACACGAAUCGUUCAUAAAGCAGCCCACGUUUUUGGCCGGCUGAAAGAACAUCAGCAGGAACAUGCACUUCUGACCGAGUUACUUGACCAGCGCCUAUUCCACUUGGCUCGUCGGGGUUCUUGGUAUCAACGAAAGGCUCUGCUGGAGGAACACUAUAUGCAUGCUUUGGAGACCGAUCCUACCUAUAAGGAUUCAGACCUGCAGAAAAAGCAUUGGAAACGCAUUGCAGCAACUACCUGUGAAAUUGCCUUGGAGGAUCGAGAUUGCCAUAUGAUCUAUCAUUAUGAUAUACAGAAGAGGUUGGUUAAACUUGAGAAGCAGCUCAAAAUUCCAAAACGUUUACAACAUGAUUUCGGUCACGUCCGACUGCAGAAACCUGAAGAGCAUUUUGUCGAAGGAAUUCAGCUGAAGAAGGAUGAUGUAAUGGGCAAGAAGGGGAAGGGAGCGAGUACUAAAACUAUAUGGGUAGACGAGGCUGAGGGCGGAGGCGAGUGUAGCGUGGAAGCCAUGUGUUUAAGUUGGUAUAGGGACCAGGGCUGGAAAGGCUACCAUGCCGAAGGAGGUAUCAUAAGGACGCUCUUCGCGUACCUCUUUUUCGAUAUACUCUUCCUCUACAUACCAAAUGUCUUUCAGACCGAGUACCAGACGUGCCCGCUGGAUCUGCACACCGACGCCUUCUACCCCACCAGAGCGUCUGAGAUCAAUCACCGCCUAGUCGAGAUCGCAAACGGUGAUGCGGUGAAGCUGGUCGAGGAGGUUGACCGGCGGGAGCGCGAUAAUCGUACUUGUGUCGUCGGGCUCAACUGGGAUUACGAGUUGGAGGACCUCCUCGAACUGGCCGGCUGCUUUGACGGCGCAGCACUAGCCGCCAUAUGCAAGGUCAUGGCACAGGAAUAUGGCCAGAGAGGCGGCGGCAUACCAGACCUGAUCCUCUGGAGGACAGAACCGAGCAAGGAAGUGAUGUUCGCUGAGGUUAAGAGCGCCAAUGAUCGUCUCAGUGAUACGCAGAGGCUGUGGAUUCACGUUCUUACCGGCACUGGCGUAAGGGUGGCUCUAUGCAAUGCCGUGGCAAAGGAAGUCAGGGAGGUCAAUGGAGAUGACAGAAGCCAGUAA
Molecule: messenger RNA, 2598 nt
Organism: Daldinia childiae
Lineage: Eukaryota; Fungi; Ascomycota; Sordariomycetes; Xylariales; Hypoxylaceae
Product: Fanconi-associated nuclease 1 like protein
Exons: 2
Coding region: 1-2598 (865 amino acids)
Biological process (GO): interstrand cross-link repair
Cellular component (GO): nucleus
Molecular function (GO): flap-structured DNA binding; 5'-3' exonuclease activity; 5'-flap endonuclease activity
Source: RefSeq, a predicted model, not a curated record